Molecule: messenger RNA, 4927 nt
Organism: Syngnathoides biaculeatus (alligator pipefish)
Lineage: Eukaryota; Metazoa; Chordata; Actinopteri; Syngnathiformes; Syngnathidae
Gene: azi2
Product: 5-azacytidine induced 2
Exons: 10
Coding region: 223-1488 (421 amino acids)
Biological process (GO): canonical NF-kappaB signal transduction
Cellular component (GO): cytoplasm
Source: RefSeq, a predicted model, not a curated record
UUUCCUCGUCUGUCAGCUCUCAAGGUGCGAGAGUCCAACCUUAUCUCAUUGUUUUCAUCUCAAAUACGUGGCUUUUAUCAAUAAUAAAUGACAUUCCCAUCGCUGACACCUGACCUCUAAUCGAGGACAGCGUUUUGACACGGUGGUGGUGGUGUGAUGCAUUUCGAUCACUUUAUUCCAAUCUGAGGUCUCCUAUCUGGUUCAUAGUAGGCCUGUGCAGCCAUGGAACACUUGGCAGUGGAUGAUGACAUCUGCAUCCUUAAACACGAGACAGCCUACACUGCUGCUGGAGAGAGCCCUGUAUCAGUUUGUGCUGGCGAUGAAUCUGUAGCUUCUCAUUUCGCCCUCGUCACAGCCUAUGAGGACAUUAAAAAGCGACUCAGAGAGACUGAGCGAGAUAAUACUUUCCUAAGGAAACGAGUCAAGCAGCUGGAGGACAAGCUCUUCCGACCUGAGCCUUCAGAGGGUCCCCAAUAUGUGAACAAGGCCUUCAGCGCAUAUCGAGGUAUCUACAUUGAAAAGGAGGACCUGCAGCUGGAGCUUAACAAACUGAAAAAAGAGAAGUGUGAGAGUGAGAGGCUGCUGACAGAGCAGCUUCAAAGCAAAGAGCUGGAACUGCUUCAGCUCAGGACAGAGAUGGAUACCAGUCAAGUGAUGAAGAGCUUGAACAGUCCUAUGGAGUGUGUUAGUGCUGAGCAAAAGAUCCAUAAACUUCGGGAGGAGCUGGAAAGGAUGACACUAGAAAACAGCAGACAACUGAAAAUGAGUGGGGGGGAACUACAUGGCCUGAAUGGAGAAAACUUAGUACGAAUGUGCGAUGACAAGUUCACUAUUAGGAGGAAACCGGAGUGCCCGGAGGAAACCCACACAGGCACGGGGAGAACAUGCAUACUCCACACAGGCGGGUCUGAGAUUGAACCCGGGACCACAGAACUGGAGAGGAGCAUGCAGCAGGUAUAUGAGGAUUUAUUUUCAGAGAUGACUCAUCUGCGUUCAGGGCUGAGACGCCAAACAAGCCUGAUUCAGAAGCUGAAACCACUGAACAGUGAGAGAAGACAAGUUCCAAUUCAGUGUCUGGAAGAGAUUGAGACAAAUCACCAUGAGGUUCUGCAGGGACGAGUACAUCGACCGCCCAGUGCACCACCUCUGCCCUCUUGUUCUGGCCGCCCCUGUCCCCCAGUUGGUGGGCCGACCAGCACCCAGUUACCGGACAUCUUGAGAGAAGACUGUUGGUAUAAUGGUCCAUGGCCAACAGAGCAGUGCUCUGGAGAGGCCUUAAUUGGGAAUGAGACAUUUUCUGUCAUUUUGCCCCCACCUCCGCUUAACCAGGCCUCCAUAGAUGAUAGUUCUAGGUCCUUCCCCAGUCCCCCCAAACCUAGUGAAGCGCUUUUCUGGGAGGGACACUCAGCCGGGUCAAAUUCAUCAUCCUUGAUUGGAAACUGCAGCCCAAGGAGCCCUCCCAGUACAGAAUGGAUCAAACCCUUUUGAGGGGAACCUCAGUACAAAGACUGACUUUUGAAAGCCUGCCACAUAGCUAGCACCUAAUCUGCCUUAAAUUAAUAAUGCCAGCCCCCUGUGGGCUGUCCUGGAUUGGACCUGAAAGUUGUGGGAACCAGAUGAAAGCCAGAAGAGGCUUUUCGAGGUAAAGACUCAAGAUCCAUUGCAUACGUCACUGAUGACCAGAUACCACCUUGCAGAGACAAUGCAUAUGAGGGACCACAAAAAGAUGCAGUUUGUCCAAUGUACAGUUGAUAUAUAAAGUCCACACUCUCCUGUUCAAAUGCUAGGUUUUUGUUAUUAAAACAAAAUAGAUCAAAAUGAAAUAUUUUCAAAACUUUCAUUAAUGGGACCUAAAACCUCGAUAGCUCAAUUGGGGACAAAUGAAACUGUUUAGAGAGGGGAGCAAAAAUAAAUGGAGGUAAUGUGGUUGCACUAGAUUGAUCUGAUUGGUUGACAUGUCAACUUCACCACUUUACAAUGACAAUUAGAGACUUUUAAUCGCCAUACACCUGUUUUUCAUUAACAACAUGGAAAUUGUGCUAAAAUCAACAGGUGGUCAGUCAGCGCAGUGGUGCUUCAAGCAUAUGGACAUAUUUUACUAAAACUGAGGGUGAUUGCAAGGUCACUUACAAAAUAUGGUAGUCUAUCCUCAAAUAUAAUAAAAGCACCAGUGCGAUUAACACCCACCUGAAAGGGCAACUGCUAACACUUUGUUCCAAACAGCCUAAAUUCUCACAUUAACUAACAUCAACAAACACCCUCCUGGAACUUUGAAAAGACAGAGAAUAUACAGGAGCAUCUGCUUAGAUGAUGAAAUGAUGACAAGCGGUGGUUGAGCAGCAAGGUUUUUAUUGUGCAAAUGAACAGUUAAUGUUGGCCAAAAAAAAAAAAAAAAAAAACCUAAAACAAAACAUUCAGCUUGUGUUUCACACAAGCAUACAUCCCGCAGACACACGCUGGCAGAUUCCUCUUCCUUCUUCCAGUCACCUGACAUCCUAAGUCUCUCAUUCAUCUAAUCACAAAUCACACUCAGACACCUCCAAUCCCUCACUGUCUAAAUGUAUCUCACUCGAUCAAGAAUCCACCUAAAACGGUCGGUGGAAGGGUACUUACAACACAUUAUUGCAAAGCAUUCCCCCCUCCUGUGUGUGUGUGUUUUAAUUAUAGCCCUGUUGUGUGAAUUGGUGUUGGGCAUUUACCAUUUUUGUCUCUCUGCGAAUCACUUGGUAUAUGAAUGUGAUUGGAUGAGCUCGUCGGGGGUGGGGCGACUGUACACAAAGACAGCAGUAUGUCUAUGGUGGAGUGCAUGAUCUUAUAUUUGGAGGCUAAAGGCAAACAGUUGCAUAAAUAGCUAAUUGGCCAUUUAAAGCGUAUACAUGACAUCAUCGAUUAGUCGUCGUCAGCUCGGCUUUCAUCAACUUCGUGUUGACUACAAAAAAAUCGGAAAUCAUUCAACCCCUACUGUGUACGCCCUCUUGUAACUGAGAAUGUGGCUGUUCUGGCUCAACCAAUCACAUUUUAACUCAUUUUGAAUAGGAGUCAGCACACACCUGCCAACAUUUAAAGUGCCACUGAUUAACCCCAAUUAAAGCUUUGAUGUUCAAGUGGGCUUUUCCUGACAUUUUUGUAGCCACAUAGUACAGCAUAAGUUAUUUUCUACAAAGAGCUUCCACUGAAUAAGAGGGCUACAAACAUAAUGGUACAAAAGAAUUCCAUGGUUUUAAAAAUAUCAAAGAACCAGCACCACUUGGAGAAAACAUACUAUUGUGCAACAUGACCCAGAUUUGGACAGCCCUCCAAAAUUGCUGCAAAGAUCAGAAAAAAAAUGGCCUGGGUGGCUGCCAAGAGGCCAACAGCUACUUAGAAGGAACUGCAGGAAUAUAUGGCAAGUUCUGGGUUCUUUAGUACAUUGGAGAAUCAAUCUCCUGUAAUCAUCAUGUGGUUGGGUUGUAGGGUAGGGUGGCAAGAAGGAAUUCUUUCAUUCUGUGCACACUUUUUUUGAACCAAAUCUUCAGUUUAUUUUUGCCUUCACUCUCCAGACUUCUUUAAAUUGAAUUGUACAUGUUAUAGGACUCAAUAAUGGUGUAAAAAUUAAUCUAAUUUUAGGCAAAAAAAAAAAAAAACAACCGGCAUUUUGAACGGGUGUGCAGGUGUUUUAUAGCCACGGUAUAUGCGUGCCUUUAUACAUAGUUUGACUUCUCUGCAUUCAUAUAUCGGUAUCAGUCUGUGCCUGUUAGCAAAGCGGUGUGGUCAUCCCUGCCCUUGUAUGCAAGCAUCAUAUCAUUAAAAAUUGAAUUACUCACAAGAGCCUCUGUCAUCGGGGCCACAGAUCCUGCAGAGUACAAGAACAUGAGUCCUGUUGCUUGCUCCAUAUCCUCUGCGCCUCCUAUGUAUGUUUAAUCUCCAUUCAAUCCAAUAGCUUCAUCAUCGUUUGGCGGUGUUUAGGAAUGAGGCUUUGAUGUGUUUGUAUUUGUGCAGUGAUGGCGAUAGUCUAAAUUUCUGACUACAUGAAGUAGUGAACAUUUUGGUCUGUAGAUGCAUGUAUAUGGGCAUAUUUGCAAGUUGUUUUGGUAACUAUUUUAUGGGAUAUCAUCUGUCACGUCUGAUAUUGGAAUCUUGAAGAUUACAGGAAAAGGAAAUAUUGAAUACUCAAAUAUUGAUAAACACCAAAUUUCCCCAUCACAGAAAUGACCUCAUUACAUGUUUUGUGUUUACACCCAUUCUGGCAUUACUACUGAAAGACGCUGAUUAAAUUAGUGUAAGCUGUGUAUUUAAUUAUCUGACAGACGCACGCUGUGUGUUGGUAGUUAUAUCAGGAGCUUUUGAAUCACGGUGUAAUUACACCUUGUACUCUGCUCGAUGUAUAUUUAUGAUGUUUAGCAUUAUGAGGGAUGUUUGUCCAAUUUUUUUAAAUGUUAAACAACAGAAGGAUUCUUAACUCCACAGAUGGAACAAUAAUGUACCGUGUUCUGUAAAUGAAAUGUCUAUGGUGGGUUACUACAUUUUUACACUAACACCUGAGUUCUGUUUAUGUCUGCUUGGUUUUAAUAUCUACUGUAAAGGAAAGACAAUUAAAGUGAAGAAAUGUGAGCAGGGUCUUGGGGAUAAGGUGAAAAGGCUAGUCUUUGAAAAGAUUUGUCAUUUUUCUAUAUAAACUUUUUUUUCCAUUUUUUUUUUUUUUUACAGCAGCAGUUUCCUACUUCUGCAAAAAAUUUCAAAAAAUGCAAAUGUACAGUAGAUACCUAUUUUAGAUCUUAAUGCACUUAAGACUGUAAAUACAAUCAACUAAAGAAAUAAAUUUACUGAAAAUUUGCACCUCUUUUAACAAAAUGGGUAAAAUUGGAAGCAGCUAGUUUACAACUAAAACCUUUUUCUGAACCACUUCUUACAAAGGUCACAGGAGUGCUUAUCCCUAUCCCAACUCGCU